Cottoperca gobio is the source of this 2943-nucleotide messenger RNA. RefSeq names its product MINDY lysine 48 deubiquitinase 4 (gene mindy4). Gene Ontology annotation, biological process: protein K48-linked deubiquitination. Bases 170 to 2317 code for a protein of 715 amino acids. Gene Ontology annotation, molecular function: cysteine-type deubiquitinase activity; K48-linked deubiquitinase activity. NCBI's taxonomy places the organism in Eukaryota, Metazoa, Chordata, Actinopteri, Perciformes, Bovichtidae. The transcript has 18 exons. The record is from RefSeq and is a predicted model, not a curated record.
AUGGCAUCGCCAUGGUAACGUACAUUGCCAGACAACAGCUCUGAAAGACACGCGCAGUUUCACACAUUUGUAGCGCAUAUGGACGGUCUCUGAGAGAUCCAGGUUUUGUUAUGGUUCACUAGACGGUUGGCUAAAGGCUACUGUCAGAGCAGCUUCGUGUUGAGUUUAUAUGUUAGAAGAAGGCCAUCACAGCCGGGACACGUCCAUCACUAUGACCGUUUCAGUUGAAGAGGUGUCUUCGUCCGUUGUACGGGAAUUUCUGAAUCGAAAGGGACUCAAAAGGACGAUUGCCUGUAUGGACGAGGAGCACCCACGCACAGAGGCCAGUAUCAACAACAGAUCACACCUGAGGCAGAUUCUACACAUGGACGGUCUCUAUAGAAAUAAUAAAGCCCAGAACUCUCCCCUGAAAACAUUACUGGAGAUUAUUGUAAAGCAUCACAUCGAGGGCCUUAACAAUGAUAGUGAUCCUGCACAGUUUGCUCAAACUAUGAGCUCCAUUGGUUCUGCAGGAGCUAAUUAUCCACCAACAGUGAUGAAUGACACAAAGACAGAGCAGAGCGCAACAUCUGUUGUUAUUAGCAAACACGUCAAAUUAAGGUCUAAUAUAGGAGACAUCUGCUCUUCUAAGCCUAUAUAUACGUCAUUAUUCCCUGAAACAGACACACUGUCCAGUCAAAAUCAAACAGGUUUCUGGUCUUGCGACUUACAAGAACAAAAAGGCCAGCCUCUGGUGGCUUCCCUCAACAAUAAUGAACACUUCAUCAGAACAGAACCAGACAAAAAGGCCAUCACUGAGAGCACCCAAAGGAGCAGAGCUAAUCGAACUAGACGUGGCAUGAUGGCUGGACCAAUAGCUAGCACACCUCAGGAAUCAACCAAAAAAAGGCAGAAUCGAAGGCUCGAAGGGCCCCAGACGCUGCUCGGAAAAGACGAAGAAAACAGGAAGUCUAGGGAUGGAGUUUUUGUGGCUGGCGAACAUCAAACUGAAAUAAGCUCAGCUGACUGCGUAGAAGGACAAUGGGAGUUAUGGAGUGCACCAGAAAGAAUGCAGAGGGAAAACAGCUUUGAAAAAGUGCGACUAGACAUUCGGAAGACUACAAAAGUGAAGUCUUUGACCAGGCCAAAUGUGGCUGAUUUGGAUGUGUCUGAGAUGGUUUUAGAUGACAUCGAUGAUGAUGACGAUCUGAGAGAACUCUCCAAAGUGUUCUUUCAGCAAACCGUCGCAGAGCCCAGCUAUGCAGGCUACCCAAUGGACCAACACACCGCCACGGAAUUGAAAACUGUUCUUCUCGGUUCCACCCUAAAUUGUUUCAGUGUUGAAUGGAGAAAUCAGGGUUUGACAUUCUCAGAAACACAUGACCUGAGAUACGGAAUUGUGCAGAAAAAGGGUGGUCCGUGUGGAGUUCUGGCAUCCUUCCAAGCCUUUGUUCUAAAGAAACUGCUGUUUGAAAACACUGAAAGCAGAAAUAUAGGCCUUCAGAGGUUAAGACCUUCCAACACUACCAGGAGAAAGUGUCUCGUUUUAGCGGCGACUGAAAUACUGUGGAGGACUGGCGAAGAAAAACAAGCAACAGUUGCAAUAAAUUCAGGGAGAAAUCAUUUCACCCCAACUGGACACUACAAAUCUGAAGGAGUGCUUGAAAAGAUAACAUGUUUCACUGUGGAUAACAUCGAGGACCUGCAGUUGCUUCUGGAGCGGCAUAUUGAUCAGUUUGAGACUGGGGUGUUAGGAUGCAUACUGCUCAGCAUAUCUGCUGUUCUCUCUCGAUCCGUUGAAAAAGUAAGAGACGAUAUGGACUUGCCCACCAACACACUCAUUGGAGCCCAUGGCUACUGCACUCAGGAGCUGGUCAACCUGUUGCUCUGCGGCAGAGCAGUUUCUAAUGUCUUCGACAAUGACAUUGAGUUGGAUUCAGGCAAUGGCAACAUGACUCUACUUAAGGGAGUCAAAGGCAACUGUGAUGUCGGCCUGCUGUCCCUGUUCGAACACUAUAACAUCUGUAAGGUAGGAGUUUACUUAAAGACUCCCCGCUUCCCUAUUUGGGUGGUGUGCAGUGAAAGCCACUUCAGCGUGCUGUUUGGCCUGCAGAGGGAGCUGUUGACCAAUCAGGACAAAGGCCUGGAGUUUGACCUCUACUAUUAUGAUGGACUGGCCAAUCAACAGGAGGAAAUCCGCCUCACUGUCUCUGUUGGCCAAUCGGCCCCGAGCUGUGGAGAUGUCGACACUGAUCUCAUUCCUCCACUAGAGCACUGUAUCCGAACAAGGUGGAACGAUGCAUUUGUCAACUGGAAUGACACAGAACCUAUUCUCUGACUGAUCACAUGGUUUAAUGUUUUUAUUAUUAUUAUAGACCAUUAACCAAAAUUAAACAUUUGACAUCACCAAUACAGAUACUUAUAUUUACCCAUAUGUUUUAGGAUUGCCAUUGUUUUCUCUUCAUAGUGAGACACAGUGCCAGUUGUGUUCAUGACAUGAUGGCCUGGAUGUUAUAUAUCACACAAUGUAUGUGCAGCUGGAAGCGAUUGGACCCAAAGUGGGAUAUAGCAUAUCAUAGCAGCCAUAAAGUGUCAUGCUGUUGCCUACAAAAUGGUAUUAGAGAGAGUGCACAAGUUUAACAAUAAGCAUGAGGAAACUUAUUAUUAAAAUGUACAAGUUUAGAGGGAAAUUCAUACUUUUGUUGCUGGUGAAAUGUAAAUUGCUGCAAGAUGCUGCAUUGACCACAGUGGCCUUUUACUCUGUACCUGUACUUUUUACAUAAAUAUAUAGCAGCUUGUCCAUAUUCUAGACUAAAUUAAUAUGAUCUAUCUAUCUAUCUAUCUAUCUAUCUAUCUAUCUAUCUAUCUAUCUAUCUAUCUAUCUAUCUAUCUAUCUAUCUAUCUAUCUAUCUAUCUAUCUAUCUAGGUUAACGAUGACUUAAUUUCACAUCAUGUCUUAAUUUC